UUUGAUUGAGUUGGGAUCAGCCAUUUUGAAGUCGUUGGAAGUCGAAGGGUUGACCCGAACUAUCUGCCGCCAUCGAUCGGCAACCAGACUAAUUUUUCAUUGUGUGUAGUUUGUACGAUUAUCUUAAACCAAUAUUUUGACAUUUAACAUUAUAUUUUGGUUGAAACUAGGAAAACUGUGCCGAAAACAGCCGCUGAAAAGCGAACAUACGCUCAGCGUUUAAAGAUGGCUUGCGGUGCAACGCUGAAGAGAAGCUAUGAGUUCGACCCGCUUCAUAGUCCGUCACAAGCGUCCCCCAAAAGAAGAAGAUGUAUGCCAAUGACUCUUUCACCGUCUACGCCACCCACGAAGCAACACCAGAAUCCUUCUCCAUUUGGAGAUGUAACUCCAAAGUUUACAUCAGAGCAAAUAGCUGCAAAUAUAAGUAUGGAGAUCAAACGAAUGCAGAGGAGGAAACAGUUACAUUACCCAGGCACUUCUAGUCCUCCCCCCCAGCAAAGUGAAGGGGCUAUGGCAAUAGACAGUUUAUCCUGCUCUCCCUCAUCCUCCACAUCAUCAUUUUUCAAUGCUUUAUCUCCAUCUAAGAAGGAAACUCCUCUAUUCACAUUUCGUCAAGUUGGAAUGAUAUGUGAAAGAAUGCUAAGAGAGAGGGAGACACAAAUAAAGGAAGACUAUGAUAGAGUAUUAACAAGCAAAUUAGCAGAGCAAUAUGAAGCUUUCUUGAAAUUUAACCAUGACCAGAUACAAAGACGAUAUGGAGAUAGGCCAUCAAGCUAUGUGUCGUGAAUGUUUCUAGACUGGAAAUGUGGGACGCAUUGUUACACAUACCCUUCUAUUGGAGUACAGUUUGACUUAGUUUCAGUGUUUGUUGCCACAGUUGUGGCUUUUGUGAUCAACCUUUAAACUGAAGAGACAAUGGUUAAGCAACUGAAUUCCAAAGGAUGGAUAUUGUAUUUUAACUGUUACAAGGAUACAAGGGACAUAAGCUGAAAACCUCCCAAACCUCCGGAUAUAUAUUUUAGUUAUCUUACUUUUUUCAUUGAGUUUGUAGUGUGAUUGGUGCUGUAGUCCAGCAGUUAAUUGAAGGCAAUGGUGAGAAUGUGAAUGUUUUAAUUUAUGGUUUUCAAAGAGUUUAAUAUUGGGAGUAGAUAUAACCAGCACCUUGUGUUUAAGGUGUGCUAGUACACAAUCCAUUGUGGGGGAGAAGGAAAAGACUUAUUUUCCAAAUUACUCGUGAAUCAUAUGUGUAUGGAUGUUUUUGCCUUGCUGAAAUUGCUCUUUAUGCAUUUAGGCUAUUGGGUAUUCAAUAUGUGUACAUAGUAUUUGCCCAGAGUUAAGCAUUACCUGUAAAAAUCACUAGGGCAAUCUACAUUUAUAACCUUUAUAAUGAAAAGACUUAUUUUUGUGUACUUGUAAUCUUGGACUUGACCAUUUAGGUGUAGUACUCCUUGUAGAACUUUUGAUUUCAGAUCCCUGAAAAUAGGAGUUUAGAAUGUGACCCUUCUCUGUCUGUUUUCACUUCAUUUUGCUAGACUUUGGUUGUAAAUAAAGGUUUCUACAUGCAAAUAACUUAAUGUAUUUCCUACUCCGUACGUUAUUUGUGGCAUAGUAAUGACAUCAAAUAUGUCUACAUU
Messenger RNA from Liolophura sinensis, 1634 nucleotides. RefSeq names its product akirin-2-like. Gene Ontology annotation, cellular component: nucleus; chromatin. The coding region runs from base 226 to 786 and encodes 186 amino acids. Lineage: Eukaryota; Metazoa; Mollusca; Polyplacophora; Chitonida; Chitonidae. The transcript has 4 exons. Gene Ontology annotation, biological process: positive regulation of innate immune response; positive regulation of transcription by RNA polymerase II. Gene Ontology annotation, molecular function: transcription coregulator activity. The record is from RefSeq and is a predicted model, not a curated record.